AUAACAGUUUACUACUAGUUUACCUACCUUUAUCAAAAAAAGAAUUAUCUUAAUGAACUUAAUAUCUUCUAGAUCAGAACCGAUACUUACGUGUUAUGGCUAGAGAAGUUGCCGAAGUAAAAAGUGAGCAAAAAGAACUGCGGAUGCUUUUGCUUCGUCGGAAGUCUAUGGCCGAAGUUAAUAACAACACCGAAGACAUUGGACUACCGGCCUUUCAGAAACAUGUCGCACUUCCUCUACAAUCUGUAGAAGAUUUUAAAUAUUUUGAAGAAGAACUAUUAAAGGAGGACGUCAGAAAAAACCUAGUGUACAUGCUAAGAAGCUUUUUCGAAAGAAACUUGGAUGACACAGUGAGACGAAUAUGGAGAGAAGUCAUGUCUGAUGACUUAAUGAAGCUUUACACCUGGAGCGGAACGCCGAAACCCAACAGCGGGAAAGAAAAAGGACUGGCCGUAAAAGGCUCAAGAUUAUUACUAGCGGUAAUUGAAGCUGUGAAACACGGCGAGUUCGAAAGAACAACAAUUCCAAAAAUAGAAAAUAUUACCCAAAUUUUCAUAAGGAAAGCUGUCGACCGACUAAAAAGUAAGCGAUAAUAGCUAACUCAUGAUCAAAGACCCAUGGUUCCCUCAUUAUGACUAUUUUUCCUCUCGGGAAAGGGAUA
Messenger RNA from Daphnia magna, 661 nucleotides. RefSeq lists its product as uncharacterized. The record is from RefSeq and is a predicted model, not a curated record. The transcript is spliced from 2 exons. Bases 96 to 593 code for a protein of 165 amino acids. Lineage: Eukaryota; Metazoa; Arthropoda; Branchiopoda; Diplostraca; Daphniidae.